Ricinus communis (castor bean) is the source of this 1369-nucleotide messenger RNA. RefSeq names its product DCN1-like protein 4. The record is from RefSeq and is a predicted model, not a curated record. Gene Ontology annotation, molecular function: cullin family protein binding; ubiquitin conjugating enzyme binding; ubiquitin-like protein binding. Gene Ontology annotation, biological process: positive regulation of ubiquitin-protein transferase activity; protein neddylation. The coding region runs from base 324 to 941 and encodes 205 amino acids. Gene Ontology annotation, cellular component: ubiquitin ligase complex. The transcript is spliced from 11 exons. Lineage: Eukaryota; Viridiplantae; Streptophyta; Magnoliopsida; Malpighiales; Euphorbiaceae.
CUUGUGUCCUUCCCUGCUCAGGAUCCCUCACAGAAGAACAACAGAAAAGAAAGUUCUUUUAUUUUUUCUGCUUGCAAUUGAAAUAGAAUAGAAAGAAAAAAAGAAUUAUGCAUUAUUUCUUAAUUUCAGAUAUUUAGGGUUUUGGGUUUUUGACUUAAUCGUGGUAAUCAGAUUCAACGGUUGUGCUUUAUCGUCUGUGACAAGAAAAAUAAUGCCUCGAGCAUCAAAGAGAAAAGCGGACCCACCGAACUCCUCCUCCGUCACAUCAUCUGCUGACUAUCGUGCUGGACUUUCUUGUGAGUUGAGGGUGACAAGGAGUUACUAUGGCAUGCAAUUGUAAGAUCAGAUUAACGGGGACUGGACGGAUAGAUUGCCUAUUUGGUACAUAUGCAAAUAGCUCAUUAGGCAUGAUUGACCCAGAAGGAAUUGAGGCUUUGUGUUCAGAUAUGAAAGUCGCAUAUACUGAUGUCAGGAUCUUGAUGCUUGCAUGGAAAAUGAAAGCUCAAAAGCAGGGCUUUUUCACUCUGGAAGAGUGGCGGACAGGCUUAAAGGCCCUUCAGGCUGAUUCUCUGAUUAAACUAAAGAAAGCACUUCCAAAACUGGAGUUUGAGGUAGGGACAGCAGAAAACUUUGAGGAUUUCUAUUCUUAUGCAUUUCGAUAUUGUCUUACAGAAGAGAAGCAAAGAAGUAUAGACAUUGAGAGCAUUUGCGAAUUAUUGAAUAUUGUACUUCGUCCUCACUUCUGUUCCAAGGUUGAUUCUUUGAUGGAGUAUCUAAGGAUCCAGAGUGAUUACAAGGUGAUAAACUGGGAUCAAUGGAUGAGUUUUCUUCGUUUUUUCAAGGAGAUUAGCUUUCCGGAUUUUAAGAACUAUGAUGACAAUGAUGCUUGGCCCUUGAUCUUGGACAAUUUUGUUGAUUGGAUGAAAGAAAAGCAUAGAUAGUUUUAGGAAUUCUAUGGCCAACUCUGUCCCCUGCUUUUUUAAGUAAAAUUCUGAAACAUUAAGGGAUUUACCGGAGUCCCAACUAAUGGAAGAAUUUCUAUAAACAAGUGUGUGAUACCAAAGAAAAGUCCUGCCGACCUCAAGGAAUUCAGUAAAUAUGAUUGUUUGUUUUGCUGAGUUUCUUAGCUAUCUACUUUUACAAACAAGGGAAGACAAAGGGACUGAUUGCCUAAUGCAUUUAAAAUUUUGCAAGAAGGCUUAAACAACUGCAUUUUGGUAUCAAGUUUUAGGUUUGAAGUGGAUCACCCCGUUAAUGCAAGUGUAUGUGAAGCUCAAUUGCUUCUCAAUGAAAUACACAAAACUCUUUCUCCACAUUGAUUUCCUGGAGAGACACCUUUUCAAUGAAACUCACUUGUCCGGCUUCUGUU